Molecule: messenger RNA, 1404 nt
Organism: Penicillium bovifimosum
Lineage: Eukaryota; Fungi; Ascomycota; Eurotiomycetes; Eurotiales; Aspergillaceae
Exons: 2
Coding region: 1-1404 (467 amino acids)
Source: RefSeq, a predicted model, not a curated record
AUGACAGCUGCACCACCAGUGCAUCACCCUGGCCCAGAGACUGGGAUGCCCGGCCAUCUGGUCAACCAUAUGCCUCGCUAUCAUCCCAUUGCCAUGAAUCCCAAUCCGCCUCCACACCAAAUGCCUCCUCCAGAACAGAUGAUGCAGAGCCACCAUUUCCGUCAUUUCGCGCCACCCAUGCAUGAACAGCAUCCUCCGCAGGGAGUCCCUCCUGUACCCACUCCAGCUUCUCUGGAACAUAUCGAAGCUCGACUACGGCAUUUAGAGCAUGAGGAAAUGGCCCGGAAUGCUACUCGUAGUCGUGUUCUGGCAAUGCGCAAACAAGAGGACGAGGAAUUCCGGGCAAUGACGGAACGGGCUGAGGCCGAGGAAGAGGAUCUUCGAAGACAACGCAAGAAGUUAAAGAGAGAAUCUAUGGGUCUGGGCCUCAACGCCGUGACCGAUUCGCCGCCUCUACGGCCUACACCACCUCGCCGGUUAUCAGAGACCAGUGCAGCAACUACAUUGGCUUUCUUCAAACAGCAGAGUCCCCCCGAACCGCGCCAAACACCUCUACCACCUUCAUCACAGCCACCACCCUCAAUGCCACCACCACCACACAUGCACGCGCAACCCCAUCAUCAAGCUCCCCCACAACCCCCACCAUCCCAGCAUCAGCACCCAAUGCUUCCCCACGACUCAAUACACAGUGCAGGCUCCAUCCGCCGCAAACAAAAGUACACCAUCAAAAACGUAGAAGCAUGGGGCGAGCGUCACGGUCGACCAGCAGCCCACGACCCCUCCGGACGGGCAUUAUGGAAGCGUCCAUCUGACGGAAGCCUAGUAUAUCUCACCUGCCCGAUUCAAGGCUGCGGGAAAUCCGACUUCGUCACCCUCCACGGCUUCAUGUGCCACCUCACCAAGAAACACAAAGACCGCACUCUGGGCAGCCAAUCCCGCGCCCUCGAAGUCUGCGGCGUAGUGUACGACCCGAACGCCCCCCUCCCACCAGUCAUGAACCACCGCGCCUCGACAGAAGGAAGCCCGCUGGGCUCAACCAUGGACCCCGAGGGCGAGCCACACGACGAGGAGAUGGACUCCGACUCCGAGGGCGAGAUGGAGCGCGAAGCCUCCUACCGCGUCAAAGCAGAAGUGCUAGAUCGGUUCAUGCCCGACGCCGAGGGCACACCCAUUGAUUCGGCGGCAACACCCCCCAAACCGGCGCAAUCCGCAUCAACCAAGCAAUCCAUCUCGUCUAUUAUCGACCGCACCCCGGACACCGAACCCAGAGAGGCGCUGGCUACCCUGCCGCCCUCGGAAUCUGUUCAGGGCCCCUCACCUACACCCACUGAGUCGUCUGUGCCAGCCAAGCGCAAGUACGAGUUCUCGCCGCCGACAGCGGAAAAAGAGAACGCGGAGCCUUAG